GUUGUCUGGUGGUGAAGUGAUUAGAUUAAGGGGGAUGAUGGUAAUUAUGGUGGGAGUGACAGUGACUCUAAUUAGAUGUGGGGUGCUUGUGGAGGGCAAUGUGUUCUCUAAACAGAAGAUUCUGGAAGUUGAAAGAAAAUUAACCCAACUUAGAAGGCCUGCAGUUAAAACCAUUCAGAGUGAGGAUGGUGAUAUCAUUGAUUGCAUUGACAUUUACAAGCAGCCAGCUUUUGACCAUCCUGCUCUCAGAAACCACACCAUCCAGAUGGCACCAACAUAUGAUCUGACGAAGGAGACAAAGACAAUGACAAAAAUGGAUAGAUUGAAGAAAAGGAGUGAACAAUCUUCCGUGACAGCAAAGCAAACAUGGAAGAAAAGUGGAAGCUGUCCUCAAGGAACGAUCCCAGUCCGAAGAACUCGAAAAAAGGACCUGCUUAGAGCUAGCUCAGUUAAGGACUAUGGAAGAAAGAAGCACAGUACCCUGUCUCGUCAUGUUGCAGAGCCUAGUGACAACAAAUCUGUCUACCUUCUACGAGCAAACCACUCGAAGGCAAUAUUGCUUACAGAAGGGUACAGUUAUACUGGAGCCAAAGGAGACAUAAAAGUUUGUGCCCCUUCUGUUGAGCUUGAUGAUGAAUAUACUACUUCUCAAGUUUGUCUCAUAAACGGUCCAAGUUUUGCCUUUGAGAGUGUUGAAUCUGGAUGGGCGGUAAAUCCAAGCGUCUAUGGGGACAGAAAUACUCGAUUUUUCUUAUACUGGACUGCUGAUGGUUCAAAGAAAACUGGUUGCUUUGAUCUUACCUGUCCUGGAUUUGUUCAGACUAGCCAUGAAAUUGCUCUUGGUGCAGCAAUUUAUCCAAUCUCUGCUCCUGAUGGGCUUCCAUAUGAGAUAAUUGUCUACAUCUUCAAGGAUCCAGUAACAAGCAAUUGGUGGGUGCAAUACGGGGAGAGAAUUAACAUCGGUUAUUGGCCUCCGGAGCUGUUUUUUGCAUUGAGCUAUCAUGCAACAGGUGUUGAAUGGGGAGGUGAAGUCUAUAGCUCAAGAGUUGGAACUACUCCCCACACAAAAACAGAUAUGGGGAAUGGACGCUUUGCUAGUACUGCGGGAUUUUCAGGUGUCAUAACAAGAAUGAGAAUACAUGACAAUUCACCUGCACUGAAAAUCCCUGAAUGGGCUGAGACUUACAUGGACGAGUUCAAUUGCUAUGAUGCUAUCUAUGUUGAAGACUACGUUGAAGAUCCUGAGUUCUAUUAUGGAGGGCCUGGUAGAAAUUAUAAGUGCCCUUAA
Messenger RNA from Prunus persica (peach), 1288 nucleotides. RefSeq lists its product as uncharacterized. Bases 35 to 1288 code for a protein of 417 amino acids. NCBI's taxonomy places the organism in Eukaryota, Viridiplantae, Streptophyta, Magnoliopsida, Rosales, Rosaceae. The transcript has 7 exons. The record is from RefSeq and is a predicted model, not a curated record.